Molecule: messenger RNA, 9218 nt
Organism: Rhineura floridana
Lineage: Eukaryota; Metazoa; Chordata; Lepidosauria; Squamata; Rhineuridae
Gene: TSPAN5
Product: tetraspanin 5
Exons: 8
Coding region: 495-1301 (268 amino acids)
Biological process (GO): protein localization to plasma membrane; protein maturation; regulation of vascular endothelial growth factor signaling pathway
Cellular component (GO): membrane
Source: RefSeq, a predicted model, not a curated record
UCUCUCGGAGGGGGCGGCGCGGUGUCAAAGGAGGAGGGGGGGACGCCUCGAGCUGCUCUUUCAGGGACCUGCCUGCGCUGGCGGCGGUAACAGCAGGAGCAUCCCCUGCGGGCAGCGCUGGCAGCGUCCAGCCAGGAGGCAGAGGAGAGGGAUUUCGCGCUCCCCCGCGGCAGCUCGGCCUCCUCGAUGUGCAGAGGCAGGAGGUGGCGGCGACGCCGGCGCCGGGGCUUGCCUUUGCCUCUCCGGGACUCGCUGCUUGCGCGCUCCGUGCAGCUCUGGGCCAAGCAAGCCAGCAAACAAGGCGCCUGCUGCCUCUAAGCAGCCCUCGCCAGCCCGUCCGGCUGCCGCCUCUUGGCUCUUGCAUCCUUGAUCGACGGCGGCUCGCGCUCCCCCUCCCGCCCCCUUGUCCCCCCUUUCAGUUUUCCCUCCGGAUCCCCUUCUUCCCCCCUCCCCAAAAUCUGGCUGCAGGCAAAGUGUCUUCAUGAACCCCAAGGAUGUCCGGGAAGCACUAUAAGGGCCCCGAAGUCAGUUGUUGCAUCAAGUAUUUCAUAUUUGGCUUCAAUGUCAUUUUCUGGUUCCUGGGCAUAGCCUUUCUUGGAAUUGGACUUUGGGCGUGGAAUGAAAAAGGAGUGCUGUCCAACAUCUCCUCCAUCACUGACUUGGGAGGCUUUGAUCCAGUUUGGCUUUUCCUUGUGGUAGGAGGAGUGAUGUUCAUUUUGGGGUUUGCAGGAUGCAUUGGAGCUCUGCGGGAGAACACCUUUCUUCUCAAGUUUUUCUCAGUAUUUCUAGGAAUCAUCUUCUUCCUGGAACUUACGGCUGGUGUUCUGGCAUUUGUUUUCAAAGACUGGAUCAAAGACCAGCUGUAUUUCUUUAUCAACAACAACAUCCGAGCAUACAGAGAUGACAUUGAUUUGCAGAACCUCAUAGACUUUACACAAGAAUAUUGGCAAUGCUGUGGGGCCUUUGGAGCAGAUGACUGGAACCUCAACAUUUAUUUCAACUGCACAGACUCCAAUGCUAGCCGUGAGCGCUGCGGGGUGCCCUUUUCCUGCUGCACUAAAGAUCCUGCUGAAGAUGUCAUUAAUACACAGUGUGGCUACGACGCCAGGCAAAAACCAGAAGUUGACCAACAGGUUGUUAUCUACACGAAAGGCUGCGUCCCCCAGUUUGAGAAAUGGCUGCAGGACAACCUCACUAUAGUGGCUGGCAUAUUCAUUGGGAUUGCAUUACUGCAGAUAUUUGGAAUCUGCUUGGCUCAGAACCUGGUUAGUGAUAUCGAAGCCGUCAGAGCCAGCUGGUAAACUUGCUGACACAAGUGGCACAAGGCACUGGCCAACCUCCACUCUUGGGAAAGCUCUAGUGUGUCACGUGGCCACCAGGCUAGAUGGGAAUGAGUGACAGGGAAGUCUUGAGUACCCACAUGGUUGGAACUGCCUUAGACUUUUGUUUAUUCUAGAGGGAACAGCUCCAGCCACCUGUUGGCCGACGAAAGCUUUUGAAAGCUCCAGUUUGAACUGUGUUGAGACAUGACUCCCCACUGUACCCUUGACUAACUGGUGGGUGCUCUUUUUUGUGGUAAAUGGUCUGUGUCAGUGAGACCUCAAUUGAUGCAUACUUUACUGGGUGCGCUCUUCAUUCUCCAUGUCACAAACCUGUCUGUAGCUGCCAAACAUGAGGUAAUUUCUCUCAUCAGUGCACAGUAAAAAGAGUGAGGUGCCAUUUCAUCAGACAGAGACCUGGCACUCCUCCAGGAAGAGAACCCAUUAAACAGAAAACCACUUCUUGGCUCUUUUGCUUACUGGCAGAAAAUGAUCCCAGCUUCCACAGGGAGCUUCAAGAUCUGUUCUGUAGCGCCCUCUCUUUGGGACCAACUGUUUUUAAUUGUCUCUCAGCUUCUUUCAACUUUAUUUCACGUGGGAGGACCAGGGAACACGGGGGUGGGGGAGAGAGAAGGGAAUUAAAUUUGACAUCUUUAUAAAUUUAAGGGGGAAUGUGUAGUUACGGUCCUUCUUCACCAUUUAGUUGGCAACCUGUAAUGUAAGAUGGCUGUAUGACCAAGUUUCAGGGGAACUUUUUCAUGAAGAGAAUGAGAAGUGUGGUGAACUUAGAAGAAAAAAGGCCCCACAGUGUACCAAAUUUCAUGAGUAAAAUGAUGAAAUCUGUGGAAUAAGUUUUGGUAUCCUUGUUCCAGCGUUUGACACGGCUGGACAGAUGUACAAGAUGGCCCCUUGAACCCCUCUGCAGGUGGCUUGUUCGCUACUCUCCAUUUUUAUUUUUAUUUUGCAUGUGGUUGCUAUAAUAAUCCUUAGGAAUCUAUUCAGUGUGACUUGUUUGGGCAUCUGUGUUUUUGAGCAGGCUUCCGAUUUCAACUUGCUUAUUUAUUAGUGUAAAGUAGAUUAAAUGAUAGGACAAUUCAUAGGUUUCAUUUUGCAGUGAGAGACAUGGCUUCACUUCUGUUCAGCUGCUCCUGUAGACCACUUGCACAAUCUUAUUUAAAAUCUCUCUCUCUCUCUGUGAGUGAAAUAGAAAUGCUUUAUUUAACAGAAUUCAAAAGGCUAUAAAGAAGUGUAAAGUAAUCAUUAAAUUCACGGGUCACAUUUUUGAAGCAAGUGAAAACAGUAGGACUUUGGAAAAAGCACAACACAAAAACUCCCUCUAGAAUUGUGAUCCUAAAUAUGUUGAUUUUUUUUUUUGCAUGUAAGAGACCAUUGAGACUGGCUUAAAGACUGGCUUCUUGAUUAACGUGAUUUAGAUUUAAAUAGCAAUGAAGAGUACAAAAAGUUCAUGGUGCCUUCUAUGAAAUAAUUAGAUUUAGCAUUUCUUAUUAAGGAGAUGGUAUUUGGUUUAACCCUGUUUCAUUUAGGGGAGAACAACUGAGGUCUCUUCAGUGUGUGACGUGUUUUAAGAUGGAGUGAAGCAAGGGGAAAAAAUCCAGAUAACUAUGGUAAUUGUUGUUUAGACGCCCUAAUUUGAGAAGGAAAACUGAAGUAUAUUCAAAAUAAACUGUGUCUUUAUACAAACCACCUCUUUAUUUUAGUGGGUGGUUGAUAGCCUAAUCUUAUGACUUCCAGAAAAGCAGCCAUUUUGUACCACUGUUUAAAGCACAGAUUAAGGAACUUAUGACCUACAACUCCCUGACCAUUGGCCAUGCUGACUGGGGCUGAAGGGACUCUGGCAAACACAGGUUCUCUGUCCCUUUUAAAGAGUUAAGCAUUCCAAAUACUCUUGGUAUACCUCAUUCUUAAGAGACCCAAUGUGACCUGAUUGCCUGAAUAUUGGGCACUGAUGGGCUCCUGAGGUCAUCUGCAACUGCAGCACCCCUGCAAGUAGUAUAUAUUCAGUCUGUUCUCAUGGACUGCAUAGUUCAGUGAACCUUUGUUAUAUCUUUAUCAUUGUGGAAGGGAGUUGCUGAAGGGAAGGGAACAUAACCUUUCGUCCUGGAGAAGCAGAAGAACAAUAUAGCAUGAGCAAAAAUGGCAAAAUUCUGACUUCGCUUCAGGGUUUGAAGAGCUCAGGAGCCCAUGUGUUUCAGAAAUAAGGCCAGGCAUCCAAGAAAGACAUUGACACAUUGUGUGUAACAAUGAGUAUGUUGAAGAAACAUUCCUUAUUGCUUCUGCUGCGAUUUUAAGUUUCUGAGGAAGAUUUUUCUGCUUUAACAUCUGUAGCCUUUGCGAACCUGGUGCCCUCCAGAUAUUUUGGACUACAACUCCCUUCAGCCCCAGCCAGCACAGCUGGUGAAGGCUGAUCUACGGCUUUGUCAUGACUGACUCCUGCCUUGUUUUGCUCCUUACCUUCACUCUUCCCCACCCCAACCCCCUUGCUGAGAGUGGACUUGUGCAAUCAUUUGUAACUGGUGGAGGGGUGUGUUUGGGUGACUCUUCCGUGUCACAGUGGUAAAGCUUUCUUGUUAAUGUGCUGUCACCAUGUGGUGAAGCUUAUAAUAUCAGACUUUUGGUAAAUGCCAAGGCUUGGAAUAUCUGACUGGUUGUUUGGCAUAAAGAGGAGUUGUCUUGUUGGUCCCAGAGGAGAAUAGACCUAGAUAAUGUUGUGUGCAUGCAGUGUGUGCAUCUCUAGCUCCUGGAGGAAACUUGAGAAAUUUUAAUAACCCCCCUUUUUAAUUUCCAGUGCACUGUAACCCUGUUGGAAAUAGCUAAAUGGUUUAGAUUCCUUUUGCUGUUUGGUGUGUGUUGCUCCAGCUUUUACAACCCUGGUGAAUAGCUCAUUAAGAUUUUAUAGGUUUUAAGGAUCAUGCAUUUGCUUCUAAAUUAAGGGAGCUGUUCGGAAGAACUUUCCAACUCAUUCUCUUAUGCUCAUUCAAGCAUGCAUUCCAUACAGUAUCAAAUGUAGACCUAUUGCCCCCCCCCGCCAAGAGUCCAUGAAUGCAAUUGCAAUUGAAUUACCACCAGGCCUCGGCUGAAACAAUAGGAUGCUAUAAAAUGUGCAUAGAGGGAAUUUCACAGCUCACUUAUUAGGCUGAAAAACAAGCGCCUGCCAGCUGCUAACAAAUUGUCUUUGGCAAUUUCUGAAUGUUGUGAUCUGUUUGUAAGGUGUGUUUUAAACUGUCAGUGUGGACUCAUUCCUGGACCUUUUUUCCAUUUCUGCAUGAGUUUUAGAAGGCUCAGGAGGAGUGGUAUAGCAAUAAAUGUUGAAGUGUAGGAGCUCAUUGUGACAGCCUUCUUAGCCAUGCUCACAAGAGGAGCCUCAUUGCAGGUACCUGUAUUCUGGUAUACACCCACACCAAAGAGCAGCAUUACAUAGCAUAGUACCCAAUUCAGGAUCAGCAUGACUGCAAUCCUAUGCUUACUAUGAAGGUAAGAACUUCCCAGCUUGGUGGUGCUUACUUUUGACUGCAUGGUCUCCACUUGUGAAACACACAGAGCUUUAACAAAAGAUAUUCCUUUAGCUUUAAAAAACUGGUGUAGGGAGCCUUUGGUCCUCCAGAUGUUGUUGAGCUACAACUCCUAUCAGCCCCAGCAAGCAUGGCCAAAGGCCAGGGAUGAUGGGAGUUCAGCAGCAUCUGGGGGGUCAAAGGUCUCCCACAACUGUUUCACUUAGAGGAGCAAACAAUCUUGCAAAGGAGUCACAUUGAUUUAGAUGCCUAGCGAACGAGGAACCACACAUACACACACACACACACACACACACAGAGAGAGAGAGAGAGAGAGAGAGAGAGAGAGAGAAGUAUCCAGCCUCUGCUUCAUUGCUUUCCUCAUUAUCUGCCCUCUAUGCUAAUCUGACAAUGAGUUUGAAGUCUCAUUUAGCACCUGACUCAUUAGCCAGAACAAUGCGGGUUUGUCAAUUACCUUGGCGCUUAGGCAGAUGUCAUUGCUCUGAAAAAGGCUCUAGAGCUGCCUUCCUCCUCUGCACCAUUGCUCAGGAGCAUAUAUUCUUACCUUAAACAGUGUGUGCAAACUUGUCUGCAAGAAGAAACUAAUCUCGUGCAAAAAUCUUACGUAUCAGUAAAUAUCUGUAUCAUAUCACUUGAUGUUUUCAAAGUAGAAGUAUGCAUAUCAGGAAGGAAAGGAAGACAGGUUAACUAGGACCAAAAGCAGAAUGGCAAGUGGAAUAGGGAAAGCAUGGGCAGUUAUGCCUUCCGCUGUAGCAUGCUCGGCAGAUUUAUUUUCUCCCUUUAUGAUUGUUGCAGCCUUGCCUCUUUUUUUUAUCAUCCUGUUCUCUUGGGAAAGGGUGGAGGAGGCGGGUGAAGGAGGGUGAAGGAGAUUUGGAUCUGUUGAGGGCAGGGUUUUAAAAGUAUCUGUGAAAGAAGGGAGAACGAAUUUGGGGGCCUAAAAUAGCCCAAACCAUGUGUCUGUUGUCCAAAUGCUCAGCUACAAAUGUUGCACAUGGAGUGUCUGAACCUCCCAAAUCAGUUCUGAAAGUUCUGUGUGUCACAUUUGGGGCUGAAUGUUUGGAUGUUAGAGGCAAAUGUCCAAGCUGCUUUUCACUACUCAUCUCUUCUUACUUUCCCCCCUCUGUUUGCUCACACAAAAAAGCAAAAUAGUCCUGCUAUAGAAAUGCAAGCAUGAAUCUCGUCUUCUAAACACUGAAAAUCUGGGAAGUUUGUUGUGUGAUGUCCAGAUCAAACAGACCUGAUUAACAAACCACAUGUUAAUGUGUUGUCUGCUAGCUAAGUUAGCUCUUACAAACAUACACAUCAACAUUUCCUGGACAAUGUUGUGAUCACAGUUAUGGAGUGACAGUGGCUCAUUCUCUUGUAUGAAGUCAAAAGCUACCUUUAGAGCCCUCCCACAUUGUAGAUCAGCAUUCAUAUUGUGUUCUCUGCACUGUACAACCUCCUGCCUUGGAAUUUCUUUAUUGCUAUAGUCUAAACCUUUUCUUAAAUAACUUUAGAAAUACUGAAUUCUGAGUGAUUCAACUUGAUAUGAGGUUCCUGUGCCAGUUCUAAUGUUUCCAGUGGGAAGCGGUGGAAACCUUGCUUUGAUUCUCCUCCUGUUUUCUGAGCAGAGUCUUACUUUCUUUCAGCAAGAUGCUUAAGUUGUUACGAAAUUAAGACUUGGAACCUGGCCUUUGUAGGUUCUAUCUGACAUGUAAAUAAUUUUUGCAAUGUAAAUAGUAGCAUGCAGAUGAUCUGAUCCACAAUGAGGAUUGCAAUUCAUCAUUAAUGUGUAUUUAUACUGAGGAUGUAUGAGAUGAGUUUGCCUGUGUAUUUGAAAUUUAAAAGCUUUACAUAUCUGAUCAUGCCUGGAAUGCUUUAAUAUGUUGCCAUCUAGUGUCUGUCUGGUAAAACUGCAGCUUCGCAAAAUUAGUGAGAACAGCCACGUUUUUUGUUAGUUCAAGAACUGCUUUGAAUCUCUUUUUACUACCCACUUUCUGUUGUGAUUAUAUAGUCAGUUGCAACUACAGGAGCUUCAUGUACUAAUGUACUGUCCUGAAAAUGAAUAUUUUUGCUUGUCACGCUUACCAAAGACAGCUGAAGAGAGAGAACAUUUGAAUGGGAAUAUUGAGGUCCCUCCUGAAAUGCUUGCUCACUAAUGGCUACAGUGCAAAGCACCAGUGGUGGCUGGUGGCUUCGAUGUCAAUGGGGCAAUGGAAUCUGCUCUGGGUUUUAGUCCAAGCUUUCAAGGAACUGUCCAAGGUGCUUCAGCAACUUGAAAGUUUGGCCUGAAAGCUGGAGUGGAUUCCUCUGCCUAACUAAUAUGGAGCCAUCAGCUUGCCCACUGCAAAGCACAAUUGAGGAAAUAUGUGGGUGGACCUGAAUAGGGCCACAGACACCGUGCUCUCUCCAUUCUUCCCAGUAUCAUCUGAGUAUACAUGGCACAGUACUAGGAGUGCUCUCCUGGAAAACAGGUGGGGAUAUAUACCUUUGUGGUUGCCACUGUUUCUUAAUGCCUUUGCACCUUUUAAUGCUCCUGUCCAACAUGCUGAAAUAGCUGCCAAUGGUGGUUUUUUGUUUUGGUAGAAGCAGAGGAAGCCCCUGUACCUUGCAUUGGCCCAACUAUGGGGCCCCAAAGGGCAGAAGACCCUGCAGGCAUGUUUGUUUUUGAGGAUAGGUUGUGCUGACUGAAGAAAAACCCCAUUGUUGUAAGAGAGACUCUUGAGUCUCACACACUGAAAUAAUGAAGUUUGCCUUGAGAGGGCACAUGCCGUUAGGUGUCUCCAGGAGUUCAAUGCCAACUGCCCUUACAGUGCUCAGUCUUCAUUGUAUGCAGUAUAAUUAAAGCAUAUAUGUGCAUCAGAAUUUUUACCUCUGCCAGCGGGAGGUAUGUCUACAUGCAACUCUUGAAUGUUCCUUUUUGUGGUCUGAACGCAACCACUUCCAUGGAGGUCAACAUGUUUUAUUUGCGUGGGGGGAGACAGGUGGAAAAGGUUACACUGGAUUUUUCUAAAUCCAGUGCAACGUGUUUCAGGGCUGACCUGUGAGCAGGAUACACUUCUUCUACCUCCUGCUUGUAUCUUUCCCAUACAAUCUGGUCUGAUUUUCAAUUUUGGUGUCACUUCAUAUGUAUGUUGCUCCACAGGAAUUCUUCCCACAACAUUCCCAUGGAGGGAAAACUCAGCACUGGAAGAUAGUGCUUCCUUGUCUCAUGUCGCUCCUCAUUGCUUGCCGAUACCUUGGAAGAGAAGCAGUGUGCUUUGGGUUCCCAUGUGGGUGCUCACAGAUUGCCUUACCUUUGUGAGAACAUCAGGUUUGGCUUUCAAUCAGUGCAAUGUACUUUAAGCAAAAUUGGUAGGGAAUGGCAGAGAUGCAAGUGUGUGUAUGACCCAUACAUCCAUGAUAAAGUUAACUGCCCACAGCUACAAUCCUAUACAAUUAAGCACCAUUGAAUUUGGUGGGGCUUGCUUCUGAAUAGGUAUACGUAGGAUUGCACUGUUGUAAAGCUAAGUAUCCAAACCACUGUACAGUCUUACAGAGUAUGAAUGAUGAUAAAAGUAAAUUGCAUCUGUAAGUGUCUCACUGCAUAGUAUGUGCCUAGGGAAGAUGAACUUGAACCAAAGGUGUUAUCUUCGUACUUAAAACUUUGAAGAUUUGGCAUGGGGAUCUAUGACUUUGCUUCAUUUUCAAACAUUAAAAAUCUGACUUCACUUCCAAGUGACUCUCCCUAAACCACUGCACGUUGCAAUGAGGGGCACUCACUGUAAUUACUGUUGUGUUGUGGGGUUUUUUAUUUGAAUGUAUUUUCCUUAUUGAACGUUUUGUAAGUUGCUAAAUUGAUUGUAAAAAGCCAAUUACAUUUACUGAUGAUGGAAAGUAUUGUUAUAACAGAACUGCAUGCCAGUACAGUUUGACUGAGAUUGUGCCGCCUCAUUCCCACUUGGUCAUGCUUGGUGUAGAAAUGGAUAUAUUUUGUCAUUUUCCCUUCACAACAGAAUAUAUGGUGUAGCGUAGCCCAUGCGGAUUCCAGUGGAUGUAAUUGGACUUCUACAUGAAGUUAACACAACCUCAUCGUGUUAGUUUUUGAGGUAUUGAAAGUGGUCUUCAUCAUGCUCUUUGUACCUUUUUUUUAAAUAGAUGCAAUUUUUAGGAAUGUUUUAAUACAUGUAUGAUGGACAACAUAGUUUUACUAGUUGUGCAGUAUUCUGUAUUUUACUUGAAGUAAAUCAUUUUAUAUGCAAUUUGUUAGUAUAAUUACAGUUUUAUAAAUAAAAUUGAAUGACAUUUUGGGUCUACUUUUCACUCUCGGAUGUACCAAAAUGUUCUGCUCAAAGCUAAACCAGUUAUGUAAAAAGGCUCAGAAAAUGUUACUGGGAAAAUAAACAUC